This is a messenger RNA of Sabethes cyaneus, 1461 nucleotides long. RefSeq names its product transmembrane protease serine 9-like. The transcript has 3 exons. Gene Ontology annotation, molecular function: serine-type endopeptidase activity. The record is from RefSeq and is a predicted model, not a curated record. Bases 1 to 1461 code for a protein of 486 amino acids. Lineage: Eukaryota; Metazoa; Arthropoda; Insecta; Diptera; Culicidae. Gene Ontology annotation, biological process: proteolysis.
AUGGUAUCGUUCGUGCUGCUGUGCCUAGCGCUGACCGUAUUUGUCACCGGACAGGAAGCGCCCCAAGAAGAACGGAAUAUUUCGCAAGAAAACGCAAUCCCAGAGAUGAAAUCAAAACGGCAGGCAGCAGGUCCUGAUCCAGGUACGCAACUCGCCAACGGCGGCAUUCAGAAUUUACCGCCGCAAGGAGCCCCGAUCUCGAAUCCAGGACAGGGUGGCAUGCAGAACAUUCCGGCGAACUGGGCUCCAAAUACGAAUCCAGCACAAGGUGGCAUUCAACAGCCACCGCCGAACUGGGCUCCAAAUACGAAUCCAGCACAAGGUGGUAUUCAGCAACCACCGCCGAACUGGGCCCCAAACUACCCGCAAGGAAAUUAUCCUGAGGCAGGAGUCGGCAAUGCUCAGCCAGGUUUGAAUCCGAGACAGGGUGGCAUUCUACCCGGACACUCGCCGGCAACCUCAAAUCCUCUACAAGAUGGCUAUUAUCUACCAAACCCAUCAUACCCGAACGACGAAGGUUACGGAAUACCCUCUCUCUCACCUGUUGAAAUGCAAUCACAGUGUUACGGCAGUCCGCGAAUCGUGGGAGGCACAAACAGUCAAUGGGAAGAUGCUCCAUUUAUGGUAUCACUACGUGACCUUCCUUACGAUAAAGCAGGGGACUAUGGAAAUGGUCAUUUCUGCGGUGGAGCAAUUCUUACCGAGCGCGUUGUAAUUUCCGCAGCCAGCUGUUUCCAGAAUCGUCUAUAUUCGAACGUCGGAGUUGUCGUCGGAUCAUUACAUCGCCGGAAGGAAGCGAGAGGUGCUACUCAACUCCUGUACGUAAAUAAACUUAUCUCACACUCAGCCUAUUCGCCCGGAAACCCUCGGAAUGAUAUUGGACUGUUGAUUUUAAAAACGAACAUCAAAUUUGGGGACUACGUUCACACUAUUUCGUUACCUCGCAAAAGUCCUAAACAGGGAGAAAAAUGCCAAAUAUUCGGCUGGGGGCAAAUUUCUAUGCAAGUUCCGCGCUAUACGGAUUGUCUGCAGAAAGCCACUGUGGAGGUGCAAAAAUGGCAAGAAUGCAAAAGACAAGCCCAGGAGCAGCAGUUUGAGCUACCCACAACAUCGCUCUGUGCCGGGUCUUUCGAUGGAGGAGCGGACACAUGCGUUGGCGACAGCGGCGGUGCUCUCGUUUGCCGCGGCAGCCUUGCUGGCAUCACCACCGACAGGGUUGGCUGUGGUGAACCUCGUAUGGCCAAGAUCUACACGGACGUGUAUCAGCAGCAAAAAUGGAUUGAUAAAACCAUUCAGCAGUUUGGAAGGAUGUAUUCAGUCAAGGCAUACGGGCUGGGAAAGCCUGUGAAAGGAAGAAAGCAAGCCCGCGGUCGCCAAGAUGACGGAGCUGAAGGAGGCACCGGAAGGCAGAGCUGCUCGGCCGCUUUGUUUGCCAUCGCUGGGCUGUACAUUUUGCUUUGA